AUGGACGUCAAUAAUCUUUCCAGUAAUUGGAAGAAACUUCAGGAGACGCUGAAAAAAGAAAGUGCUUCCUCCGCCUCUAAGAAACGCAAGACAUCGGACCGCGAGACUCAAAAUGUUGCAACCAAGAAGCAGAAAACAGAAACAAUAGAGCACAAGAAGAAAUCAAUAAAGAAGAGAAGAAUGUCCGAGGGGCACGAGCAUGGAGGGGACAGGAGCGCACAAGUUUCUGAGGUGAAAACUAUUUCCCGCAAAAGCUCUACAGCUACGAUCUCCGAGCACACACGGACAGCGUCCAGGACAGCAAAAGUUAAUGAGGGCCGUUCACCUACUGCAGAAAUAGGUAAAUAUGUCGCUAUGGACUGCGAAAUGGUGGGAGUUGGUCCCAACCCCGAUAAUGAUUCUGCCCUCGCGCGUGUCAGUAUCGUCAACUUCAACGGCGAACAAGUAUAUGAUUCAUACGUCAGGCCCAAAGAGAUGGUUACAGAUUGGCGGACGCAUGUGAGCGGCAUUGCUCCCAAGCACAUGGUGGAGGCUCGAUCCCUUGAACAAGUCCAGAAGGAGGUUGCAGAGAUUCUUGACGGGCGAAUACUCGUGGGACAUGCUGUGAGCAACGACUUAGAUGCUCUUCUUCUCGGCCAUCCCAAGCGCGACAUCAGAGACACAAGCAAGCAUCCUCCUUACCGAAAGAUUGCGGGUGGUGGUUCUCCGCGCCUGAAAAUGCUGGCGUCGGAGUUUCUAGGCCUGCAUAUCCAGGACGGGGCGCACUCUAGUGUCGAGGAUGCUAAGGCUACGAUGCUUCUGUAUAGACGAGAUAAAGAGGCAUUCGAGCGGGAGCAUUUGAAGAAGUGGCCAAUUCGCGUCGUCGUCGACAAGAAAGAAAAUGGCGAGGACCAGAAGAAGAAAAAGAAGAAGAAGAAGAAGGCCCGAGUACUCGACAAGACUUCCCCAUCAGCUGCUCAUCUAGAAAUGUUCGCCAUCCAAGCAUCUCAGAAGCCGUCAUCUGCAGCCGACAGCGAGAAGUCGAUGGAGAAUUGCACCCCUCACGUUCUCCCCUGUAGAAUCCACCAUGAUGGGUUCGUUGAAACGCUAGAGCGUUACUGGAACCCCGUGUCGGAUGAGAAAGAUGAGAGCCUACAGACUGCUUACUUUCGAGGACGCAAGCUUCGAGGCCGACGUGUUGCAAUUCCAGAAGGCUACCAAGGAAUGGUCGUUAAGCCUACUGAGCGUGUUCUGCCAUCUAAGAGAACGGACACUGGAUAUGAGGACGAGAAUAUUCAACUCGAGCAAGAAGAGCCGAUAAAGGUUUUAGAAAAGCAGGCUACUUUUGACGAAUUCAUGGUCUGGGGCCAUGAAGAGGUGCCGGCGGCAGAUGAUGCUUUUGUCAAGGGAGUCGAAGAAUGGUUGAAGAUGGCUGAAGCAUUGCAUACCCAACCCAGCGACGCAAAGACAAAUUCCAUUUGA
This is a messenger RNA of Aspergillus thermomutatus, 1461 nucleotides long. It is a transcript of the gene rex4, whose product is annotated as putative 3'-5' exonuclease. The record is from RefSeq and is a predicted model, not a curated record. Gene Ontology annotation, biological process: rRNA processing; RNA catabolic process; ribosomal large subunit assembly. Gene Ontology annotation, cellular component: nucleus; ribonuclease H2 complex. Gene Ontology annotation, molecular function: 3'-5' exonuclease activity; nucleic acid binding. Bases 1 to 1461 code for a protein of 486 amino acids. The transcript is spliced from 6 exons. Lineage: Eukaryota; Fungi; Ascomycota; Eurotiomycetes; Eurotiales; Aspergillaceae.